Messenger RNA from Musa acuminata subsp. malaccensis (wild Malaysian banana), 1573 nucleotides. The record is from RefSeq and is a predicted model, not a curated record. Lineage: Eukaryota; Viridiplantae; Streptophyta; Magnoliopsida; Zingiberales; Musaceae.
GUUAGCCCAUUCCAUCUCGGAAGAGUUCGGAUUCCGAAGAGGCAAUUCACCGAAAAGUAAGCCCUCGAUUCCUUAAACUUCAGAUCGUUUGAUUCCCCCUUCUUUAAACCCUAAUUCACCCACGAUUCUUGCCAACAAUUUAUUCGAGGGAAGAGGAAAGGGAUCACAAAUCCUGCGAUCCCUGUGAUCUUUCUUGACGAUUAGGAGACAAAGGAUGGCAGCUUCAUCACAAGGAGCCGCGGUCGUGGCGCUUCGGCCUCCCCAACCUCCGCUGGCUAGCGGGAACGGGAGCGACGCCGGCGUAGCAGUGGAGGCCGGAAACCCCAAAACCGAUGUCGAACGGUUCAGGCAUCGUGUUGAUGAGUACAUCUCCAAAGCUAAUGAGCUGGAGCAGAAGGUAAAUGAGGUUGUUGAGUACUACGCUAAUAGGAAACAGCCGAAUAAUUCUAAGGGGAACUCAGGUGGUAAAGAUAAGGAAAAAAAGAAACCUGGUAAUAGUGGAAGCAACAAUAGUGGUAACAAGCUGAUUGACGGGAGUAGAAAGGAAGCUGUUUGCACAAAGAGAAUGCAGGAGCUCAUGCGGCAGUUUGGUACCAUAUUGAAGCAGAUUACACAGCACAAGUGGGCACGACCGUUCAUGAACCCUGUUGAUGUUAAGGGUCUUGGUCUUGAUGACUAUUAUGAGGUUAUUAAAAAGCCCAUGGACUUUGGUACAAUCAAAAACCAAAUGGAAGCAAAGGAUGGCAAUGGAUAUAAAAAUGUUCGUGAAAUAUAUGCCGAUGUAAGAUUGGUUUUCACUAAUGCAAUGACAUACAACGAUGACAGAAGUGAUAUUCAUGUUAUGGCUAAAACAUUACUGGAUAAAUUUGAAGAGAAGUGGCUGCAACUACUUCCUAAAGUUGUUGAAGAGGAGGCAAAACAAAAGGACGACGAGGCUCAAGCUCUUGCAAACAUGCAGAUUGCUCGGGAGGCUGCUUUUGGAAAAAUGGCUAGAGAUACCAACAGUGAGCUUGAUGAACUGAAUGCGCGUUUGGAAGAGCUGAGGAAGUUGGUAAUCCAGAAAUGCAGGAAAAUGUCAGCAGAGGAGAAAAGAAAACUUGGUGUUGGCCUGAGCGCUUUAUCCCCCGAAGAUCUUAACAAGGCUCUAGAAAUUAUUGCUGAAGACAACCCCAGUUUUCAAACUACAGGCGAAGUGGUGGAUGUUGAUAUGGAUGCACAGAGUGAAAUCACAUUGUGGAAGGUCAAAUUCUUUGUGAAGGGGGCAUUGGAGCUUCAAGCGAAGAACUGUGCAAGCAAGGCAGAUGACAACUUAAAGCGAAAGAAGGAGAUUUGUGAUGCUCUGGCAAAGACUGCAAGGAAGCGCAAUAAAAAACUUUCCUCAUUAUGAUGUUGAGUUUGUAAAAAUAAAUCUAGUUACUACCUUCCGGAAACAUUAGUUACUCUCGCGCUUUUGAAGCUGUUGCCUAGAAUAAAAUUUUUAGCUUCAAGGGAUGACUGUGAGAGCAACCACUUUGUUGUUGUGAAAUUGAUCCAAGUUACAAAAUGGAGAGUUUACCUUACAGUUGAAUUAAGA